AUGCUUUCUGGAAGGAUAGUCAGACUUAUCCUGUAUGAGGUGUUAGAGUUUGCAUGCCUGUGUGUGCCUGUGUUUGUGGUCCUGGAGCGAUUUGCUUCACUUAUAAGCUUUGUGAAAUUCAACAACACUACGGCUUACUGGUUGGUGGUGGCAGCAUCCAUAGCCUAUGUGACCUCUGUGUCCCUUUUUGUCUGGGUGCCACUGAAGUACUUCAUCCUGAAGUCCAGAGGAUUCUUUAAAGAAGUCACUAGCUGGAGACCUGUGACUCUUGCUCAUGCCCUUCUCUGCACGCUACCAUGUUUUGCCAUUCUCAUUGCCAGCUCAAAGGUUCAGUUGGACAAAGGAAUCUUAUAUGACCACUUUAGUGAGCUUCCUGUCUCACUGGUGCUCUUUGCCCUCAUCAGCGUGGACAUUGUAGAAAGAAUUCGUCCAUAUCGCCUGAGAGGGCAAGUAGAUAGUCUGGACUUUGAGGUUCCUGGGCCUGUUCUGACUCACCUGAAGCAGAUGUCCACUGUGUCAUCACAACUGCAGGCUAACAGAGGUGCAAAUGGCUUGGCACUGAGGUCAGAAGUCAUGACCACAUCACCAUCAGGACAUCAGGCAGACAUGGAUGGUAUCUCACCUUCUUCAAGUAUGGCCUACUUGUACUCCUCCCACUCUGACUCAGGCUGUCUUAACUUCAUUUGGGUUCGAGACCCUCGCCAUGAGCUCUUCCCGGAGACUUUUGUGUUCUGGCUGGACACAGUGGAGAUGAUCAGAGUAGCUGGAGUUCAGGAGGUCUACAACUCAAACUGGGUCUUCCCCAUCUACAUCCUAAGCUUUUGCUCCAUUCUGCGAGUGGUUUUAACUCCUAAACAUCCAAUGCUAGCUUCUUUAGGAGUGGUAGCACAGGACCUGCCUUUCUUGGUUUUACGGAUCUGCCUGGUGAAUGCCUUUGGUUAUGUGACUCCGAUACUCUACGUAAUGAAGAAUCUGCUCACAUGUCUGACUUAUGUUUACUUUCACUUCCUGACCAAGCUGAAGGUAUUUGACAGAGGAAGCAUGUUCUGA
Neoarius graeffei (lesser salmon catfish) is the source of this 1050-nucleotide messenger RNA. RefSeq names its product transmembrane protein 236 (gene tmem236). The transcript has 4 exons. The record is from RefSeq and is a predicted model, not a curated record. NCBI's taxonomy places the organism in Eukaryota, Metazoa, Chordata, Actinopteri, Siluriformes, Ariidae. Bases 1 to 1050 code for a protein of 349 amino acids.